GUCAGUUUCUCAACAAGGACUGGUACUACCAAUCCUUUCAAUGCUCCUAUUAAUGGCGCUGUUUCCAGCAUCACAUCUCUUAUUACACGGGACCCACAUCUCGCACGUGCAAAGCCCAAAACUCCACUCGUGUGGACUCAGCUCCCCUUGUUUAAGAACAUACCCGCCAAAACAACAAGAAGAAACUGCCUAUAAGUACCAGACCCAAGCCCGGAUUGUGAGAAAAGCAAAGAGUGAGGUCAAGAUGGAAAAGGAAGAAGCUGGUCUUGUUGUUGAUGCUGAGAAGCUGAGAUUUGAAUUCCUUCAAGUCUUGCGUGGCAGAAGAACUGCUGAAGUUCCGUUGACUGUGGAACCUGCAAACCCAGUGAAGCAUCCCCUGUUUCAAGAGACUCCACGGCCAACAUUCAGUGAGGCAAUGGAGUCUUGUCCGAAAGUAGAGAUCAAAAAUUUCAAUAGUCUACUCAAAGAGGAGAAUCUUUAUUUGACUACUGAGGCAGGGGAGCAAGGGCGUUUGCCUGUCCUGAUUCUGAGUAUGAAAGGGAGUGAAGAAAGAAGGCCAGCUAUUGUAUUUCUGCAUAGCACACAUAAGAAUAAAGAGUGGUUACGACCAUUGCUCGAGGCAUAUGCUUCGCGGGGAUAUGUUGCAAUUGCGAUUGACUCUCGCUACCAUGGGGAACGAGCCAGCAAUUUGACUACCUAUAGAGAUGCUCUAAUAUCAUCAUGGAAAAACAGUGAUACAAUGCCAUUCAUAUUUGACACGGUCUGGGACUUGAUAAAACUGGCUGAUUAUCUUACUCAGAGGGAGGAUAUAGAUCCUACAAGGAUAGGAAUUACUGGAGAAUCGUUGGGAGGAAUGCAUGCUUGGUUUGGUGCUGCUGUUGACACCCGAUAUUCAGUGGUGGUCCCAAUAAUUGGUGUGCAGGGGUUUUGUUGGGCCAUAGACCAUGAUAAGUGGCAAGCUCGAGUUGACAGUAUAAAGCCUGUAUUUGAAGAAGCGCGGAAAGAUCUAGGCAAGAGUGCAAUUGAUAAAGAAGUGGUGGAGAAGGUCUGGAAUAGGAUUGCACCUGGUCUGGCUUCUUGCUUUGAUUCGCCAUAUACAGUUCCAGCCGUUACACCAAGACCUAUGCUGAUUGUUAAUGGUGCAGAAGAUCCUCGAUGCUCACUCGCAGGUUUGGAAGUUCCCAAAUCAAGAGCAAUUAAGGCUUAUGGAGAAGCACACUCUCUAGAUAAAUUUAAGCUGGUUGCUGAACCUGGAAUUGGACAUCGAAUGACGCCAUUCAUGGUAAAAGAAGCAAGUGAUUGGUUUGACAAGUACCUUAAGCAACAAGCUGCUUAGUUCAUCUUGACGGCAGCAUUGUAUCAGUAUGUUUUCUUCUGUAUUGUUAUUUGCACUAAAAUCAAGCAGCAGCUCUAAAAACAAUUUGAACAAGUUAUAUGAGGAUACACUCAGUUCUUGUAUUGUAGUUCGUUACCUUCAAAAGAAAAAAUCUCUAAAAUUUAGACGA
Molecule: messenger RNA, 1505 nt
Organism: Populus trichocarpa (black cottonwood)
Lineage: Eukaryota; Viridiplantae; Streptophyta; Magnoliopsida; Malpighiales; Salicaceae
Exons: 13
Coding region: 41-1336 (431 amino acids)
Source: RefSeq, a predicted model, not a curated record